AAGGAGGGACAGGCAUCGCGCGUCCAGCACGGCACGCGCAUCUCGAUCUUAUCUUCGUUUGGGUUCUCGCGUGUCGUCACACGAGAGUUGCGCGUGCGACGUGCGCGACGGCAUUCGCGAUCCAGGAUCGCACAUAGGCAGGCCGUGGAUAGAGCGAGCGAGAGUGGGGCAGCGGAUGACAAUGAUGGCCGCCACCAGCGAUGAACGGAGUGUUAUGGAACCUGGGAGAAGGAAUUCGGGGCAGAACGAGCCCGUGGAUCGGCUAAAGCUGCUCUAUCCUAUGGUGAACGAAGAGGAAACACCGCUGCCGCGUUCCUGGAGCACGAGAGACAAGUACAACUACAUAGGCCUGUCGCAAAAUAAUCUCCGCGUUCACUACAAAGUGAGUCGGGGCCGCGUUCUUUCCCCAGGUUACGGCAAAACUCACAAAGACGCUGCCAGCGUUCGCACAACGCACGCAAUACCGCCCGCCUGCGGCUUGUAUUACUUCGAGGUGAAGAUCGUGAGCAAGGGACGUGACGGUUACAUGGGCAUUGGUCUCUCAGCGCGCGACGUCAAUGUAAAUAGAUUACCAGGCUGGGACAAGCACUCAUACGGUUAUCACGGUGACGACGGUCACAGUUUCUGCUCAAGCGGCACCGGGCAACCUUACGGGCCGACCUUCACCACCGGUGACGUGAUCGGCUGCGGCGUUAAUCUCAUCGACAACACCGCCUUCUACACGAAAAAUGGUCAUCACUUGGGCAUUGCCUUCACGGAUCUUCCCACCAAUCUCUUUCCAACGGUCGGUCUACAAACUCCAGGUGAAGUGGUGGAUGCCAACUUUGGACAGCUGCCGUUUGUCUUCGACAUCGGGGACAUGAUCAACGAACUGCGUGUACGAACGAGAUUACAGAUCAUAAACUAUCCUACGCCAGACCACGGCCAGGGCCAGUGGCAGACAAUCCUUCACAGAAUGGUGUGUACGUAUCUCGUCCAUCAUGGGUAUCUCGACAGCGCCGAAGCAUUCGCCAGUAGCACAGGUCAGGUGUUCGAAGAGGAUUACAGCUCUAUUAAAAAUCGACAAAGGAUUAUAAAACUGGUAUUAUCCGGUCGCGUGGGAGAGGCGAUAGAAGUGACCAAUCGAUUAUAUCCCGGUUUGCUUGAUCGAGAUCCGAACCUGUUGUUCGCACUCAAGUGCCGCCAAUUUGUGGAAAUGGUAAAUGGCAGCGAUUCGGAGGUCUGUUCGAAUGGCAAUCCAAAUCAGACCAGUGUAAUACAAUCGACCAAAGCAUAUGUGAAGUCUGCGACUGGUACCGUGGAAGAGAUGAAUAUCAGUAAUGCGAUGAACGGCACCAACGGACCGCAGUUUGUCAACGGUCAGAUAGAAGAUGACGUAGACAUGGAGGAGAGUGGUGUCAACACUAUGAACGGUAUCAAGAACAGUAAUGGGUAUCAGAAUGGUAAUCUGGGCUCGAAUGGGUACAAGUGUCAAAAUGGGGAGGAUGUAGAUAUGGAAAUCGACAACAGUGCCAAUCAAAGUCAGCAGCAGACCAGCAACAUCACCGAUAGUGUGAUAAGUAAAAGUAACAAGAAGCAAUUGUGCGGCGGUAACAAACAGGCAAUCGAGAAAAUGUUGGAGUUUGGCAGACAAUUGUACUCACAAUCAAUGCAUCUAAGACAGCAGUAUGGAAAGAACGACAGCAAUAAGAAAAUGUUGCAAGAUGCUUUCAGUCUAUUGGCAUACUCUAAUCCGUGGAAUUCACCUGUCGGCUGGCAACUCAAUCCACAGGAAAGGGAAACAGUCUGCCAAAGGCUGAAUUCUGCUCUUCUCGAAUCUAGUAACUUACCCCGUCGGCCACCAUUGGAAGUCGCGGCAUCCCACACAAGAGAUCUUGUCCGCACGAUGUCGACUGCCAAUUUAGGGGCUUGCGGAUUUGCGGUAGUAGAUAAUAUUAUCCAAUAUUGACGGUGCCUACCUCUGCUACCACGUCUGCCUCUUCUACCAGCGCGAGUAUGGAUGCGGAGGCGGAACGUGGAGCAGAUUGUUCUGUUAACGCAGCAACAUCGCGAUGUCGCGUGCCUCUUCAGCUAGAGCAGCCGGAUUCAUCGGUGCCUUGGCUCGAUCUCACACCACAGACAUGAACAUGCAAGAUGAACGCUCAGACCUGCCAACAAAAAUGACACCUCACCAAUUUGUAGCUUAAAUCGGGGAUGCAUGGUCACUUUGGGAUUACUAUGCCGAUGAAGAACGAGAAACGGCAGUUCACGAUGAUGCUAAUCCCCGUUCCCGGCGAUUGGCCGUAUCGCGACCGACCACAUCAAGUUUUUGACAUUGUUGUGAUUAUUUAUAUGAUUUUCUGUAUCCUCCUUUAUUUUUCUUCUCUUUGUACUUUCUUUUGUUUUUUUUAUCCGACAACGGUUUAUCUUGGUUCGCGAAUCUUUCGAUCGUUUAAUCGCGGUUAGCGCGUUACCCCAACGUACGCGUGACAAAAUGGGCACUUUGUCAUCCGAAUAUUUUAAACCGCGAUAGUUUGAGCGUCGUUAGUUUAGUAGACGCAAGUAUUGUGCAAUACGACGAUUUCACGACACGAGAAUACGUUACUACAUGAUAAAGUGAAUAUAAAGUCAAAGUCAGCGCAAAAUGACGUUUCUGUAAGAAAUGUUGUCCUUAUCGCCAUCAAAUGAAAAUGAGCUUGUGUACUUUUCAGCGCAUAAAGGUAUCGCGUAAUCUCAAAUUUAUUUGCAUUUAAAUUUUGCCGAGUUGCCUGUAUUAAAGUAUAUUCAACAAUGGAAAAUCUAUCGAAUAUUCAACCUGAUUAGAUGCUUUAGACAAAUUCGGAUGAUGGAAAGGAAUAACAAGUGGGACGCGUAUUGUCAUACAUUGCGUCUCGUUCGGAAAAAUUGAGACGUGUUUAUUUUACGCAUUCGCGUUGAUUUAACAAUUUUUUAACUUAAUUUUCGUACAUCCUAAUGAUAAAAUAUUACUUGUUUCAUUUUGACGAAUCGGCGCGACGAUUUUUUUUUUUUUUUUGUAAUUCGGUUUUCUAAUUAUUCUGGGAGCGGCGGAAGCAUGUUCAUUUUAGAGAUGGACGACAUCUUACGUUUAUAUAAAUAGUUGCGAAAAACAAAAAAACCUGUAAACUUAACUAAGAAGCGAUCUUGUACUCUAUACUAAGUAAUUGUUUUUUAUAUGCGACAUAGUAUAUUAUUAUAUUAUAUAUUAUUAAAAGGUAAAAAAAAAAAAACGAGAGAGAAGAAAAAUCGCAAAUAAGAAAAUCGUAUGCAGCUAGGCGUGCGUUUAAAUACAAUAAUUUACUAUAUAUACACGAAAAAAAUCAUAUUAAUUAAAAUAGAAUUACUCGAAUCAAAUGAUUUUUAGUGUUAUUGUUUUGUGUAUUAUAUAGAUAGAACUAUAAUACGAAUAUGUGCGAAUACAGCAUGGAUUUGGCUAACAUGAUUUGACAAAAAUUUUGUUUCGUCGCACAUGUUGUUGUUAUCGAGAUUAUCCGCCAGGAUCUUUGUGUAAAUUCAACCUUAUUUGGCUAAUACGACCUUAUUUGGCUAAAUUGAUUUUGGGAAUAAUCGUCAUUGUUACUUCGAGAUUUGUUCAAGUUUUUGUUUUGCUGACGUGACCGGCGCAACAAAUUGACAGCUUGCUCAUUCUUGUAUAUCGGAUCACAUUGGCCCGCGCGGUAUGAUCACAAUUUAGCCGAAUUAUUGAGAUGUGCUCAGUAAAUCGUCGAUGUUCUUGUCUCUGGAGACAUUUUCGUUCACGUCCUUCCGGUGAUCGGCUCCCGAUGGUCGUUUUGCCCCUAGCCUGCCUUCUGAGUCUUUCGACACAAUACUUUCAAAAUGCAUAUAUAUUUUAGGUAAUAAAGAUACAUUGUAAUAUAUACAUAUAUAUUUGUGCCUAUCUAAUGUAACUUUAUUUGCGUCUUCGUUUUUUCUUUAUUUGCGUCAAUUAACACCCGCGCGAACAUGUAUAUACAUUUAUUUACGCAUACGUUUGAUACGAAUCGUAUACACCUGAUUUUGUUUCUCUCUUUGUCCAAAAUUCAUCAUUCUUGCGCGCCGAAAAAACCGCGUCGCAUUGUAUUCCCGCAUCGCAUUCGUCCGCGAUGACAAAAGCAGAAGGAAUGAUACACGUAUUCUCCUCCUUUCUCGCAAUGACAGCACGAUGAUGCAUAUACAUGUGUAGAGUAUGCACCAACCACGUCAAUCGUCGAAACAUAGUAAAUGUUCACUCGGAAAAGAUUUCUCCUCGUGAUCUUCUCACUCAAACGAUUUGUGCACAAAAAAAAAUGUAACUAGCGUAUACAGAAGGUGACCCGUUUAAGUAGAGAGGCAGUAAACACUCUUUUUCGCUUUUAUCUUUAACUUUGAGGGACUACUCGCAUUUCAACGCGCUCGCACACGCACGCACGCGCAUAAUUUUUGGUAACGUCAACGAUAUUCUAGUCAAUCUCGAGGGUAUUUUGUUCUCAUACAUUGAUGGAGAGAUAUAUAUCAUGGCAAAUCAAAUCGCGUAUUUUUAUACUGUGGUGUUUAACUUUUAUCCGGGAAGUCUAUUUUUUAAAGAUAUAAAAACGGGUGACGCUAUUUUUUCCGUAAGAGAGAGUCCUACAAAAAUAUAUUAUACACAUACAAAUAUAUAUUUAUGUCUUUAUACUAUCAUAAAGAUCACAUGUAAUUUUAUGAAGCUAGGAAUGUAUUUUAGAGAAAGUAGUUUUAAAUUUCGAGGAAUUGAAAGAAGAUUUAGCUUGUCCGGAUACAAGAGUUAAAAAUGUUAUUCAAUUAAUUUAUAUAGAUACAGAGAGAUAUGUAACAAUUUAUGAUUGUAGUACUUUUGAUUUCGCAUUUUCGUAUAAAAAAAAAAAAAAUCAAUAUUCACGAUGUAUACGUCUUGCAAUACCUUUUUGUUACAUACGUGCGCGCGUGCGUGUGGUAUAGUAAAAUGUGCACAUACAGUAAAAAAAAAUAUAUAUAUAUAUCUAUAUACUAUGCUUUUUUUUAUAUAUGACUAAAUAUAAUUGUAGUUUAUGUAUGCGAGAGUCAAGUAUAUAUCUUUCUCUCUUGAAUCCAAUUUUAAGAAGAGGAGCGAACACAGUGGCGACGGCCAUCGAAUUAGUUGUUUCUGACACGCUCUGAGUACGUUGAAACAUAUUUUAACAAUAGAAAUGUUAUUUUUAUACGUGUACGAUGUAGUUAUAUUAAAUGAGCUGUGUGGCGUCGUGUGUGUAACGAAAUCGUGACAUGUUAGUAGAAACAUUAACACUCUGUCGUCGCUAUAUAAGUUUUCCGUGUAGGGAACAUGUGUACAGAGUGAUUCGAGCGGAACACUCUGUAUUGUGAAUAAAAAAAAAAGGAAGAAAGAAACCAAAUCGAAAGUUCAUACUGUUAACAAGUUUUUAGCAAUACUUUGUAAUAACGAGAAAAAAAAAGAAGAGAUGCGAGAUAUAUAAAUAAUAAAAGUAAAGACGUUCUGCAAACAGCGAUGUGAUGCUGUCGUGCAUCCUUUUCUUUUUAUUCUUAUCAGCACCGAACGUCUAUUAUAUAUUUCUUUUUCACGAAGCUUUCGAAGAUGCGAGUGCAAUCGCGGCGAGCUUCGAAGCACGAAGAGGUGUAUCGGCUAUGAGCUUUCGAUUCCGAUUACUGUGGCAAAAACGCUUCUAUCUGAUAUUUCAAGAAAUUCUCGAGUGUAUAAAACAUACACAAGUAUGUAUGUAUAUGUAAAUAUAAGCAAGGUACACACGCGAGCAAUUUGACGGCACGGCGCUUUCUAAACAGGGAUCGAAGUCGAUGUAAUCUCGAUGGCAAGCUCGAGAGCAAAUGUUAUCAUCGCCUGAUUCGUGAUCUUUAACAAUCGAACAUUGGCUUGAUUACUCGAUUGGCAUAAAUUCACAUUUUUUUUUUCUCGUUUAAAUGAGACACGAGAGAGAUUGCGGAUAUUAUUGGCAGCCGAUUCGAUUUGAAAGUUUGACGACGUUUGGUCCCUGCUUCGAACCAUGUGUAAUUUAAGAUAAAGCAAUCGAUUUACUAGCCAGAAGAAUUCCGAUCGAGAGUAUCGUAUAUGAUGUCUGCGCGCGUUGCACGCGGAAUACGAAUUUGAAAAGGAUGUGUCGUACAAUUUUAUUGUGUAACCAGCAUUUUUAAUCCGCAAUUAUAUUCAAUACUACUUACGCUAUCAGCGAUUACGUUAUAAAGUCGUUACUCGGUAAUAAAGCAAGCUGUAUUCCCUUA
Messenger RNA from Cataglyphis hispanica, 6222 nucleotides. It is a transcript of the gene RanBPM, whose product is annotated as ran-binding protein 9. Gene Ontology annotation, cellular component: cytoplasm. Gene Ontology annotation, biological process: cell surface receptor signaling pathway; cytoskeleton organization. The transcript is spliced from 8 exons. Gene Ontology annotation, molecular function: protein binding. The record is from RefSeq and is a predicted model, not a curated record. NCBI's taxonomy places the organism in Eukaryota, Metazoa, Arthropoda, Insecta, Hymenoptera, Formicidae. The coding region runs from base 176 to 1948 and encodes 590 amino acids.